Manihot esculenta (cassava) is the source of this 1201-nucleotide messenger RNA. Its product is annotated as auxin-responsive protein IAA16. Gene Ontology annotation, cellular component: nucleus. The record is from RefSeq and is a predicted model, not a curated record. Gene Ontology annotation, biological process: regulation of DNA-templated transcription. Gene Ontology annotation, molecular function: protein binding. Lineage: Eukaryota; Viridiplantae; Streptophyta; Magnoliopsida; Malpighiales; Euphorbiaceae. Bases 149 to 886 code for a protein of 245 amino acids. The transcript has 5 exons.
AUAAAACUCUGUCUACAAAAGAGACAGGCAAAGCAAACACAUUUCAAGAAAAAAUAAAAAAUAAAAAGGAGAAGCAAGCAAGCAAAGGAAGCCAAGACGAGAAGAAGGCUGAGGCGAGGGUUUGAUUUAGGGCAAAAAGAGUAGCACAAUGAGCACAGACCAUGACAAAUAUGCAACCAUCAACUUUGAAGAGACAGAAUUGCGUCUAGGGUUACCUGGUCCUGCAAAUGAAGUUGAGAUUGCUAAGAUAAGUAAUGGCAAGAGAGGCUUCUCGGAGACUCUAGUAGAUUUGAAGCUUAAUCUUUCAACAAAAGAAUCUACGCUGAAGGAUGUCGGAGAGGAGAAGAUGAAGGAGAAAGCUACUGCUCUUUCUUCAUCUGCUGAUCCGGCGAAACCUCCGUCCAAGGCACAAGUUGUGGGUUGGCCACCAAUUCGAUCAUUCCGAAAGAAUGUCAUGUCUGUACAGAAGAACAGCAGUGACGAGGGCGACAAGUCGGCCGCCGUCGGUAGCACCAGCAGCAGCAGUGCUGCUUUUGUGAAGGUGAGCAUGGAUGGUGCACCAUACUUGCGAAAAGUGGACUUGAAAUUGUACAAGAGCUACCAAGAACUCUCUGAUGCCUUAGGCAAAAUGUUCAGCUCCUUUACCAUUGGCAACUGUGGGUCUCAAGGGAUGAAGGAUUUCAUGAAUGAGAGCAAAUUGAUAGAUCUUUUGAAUGGAUCUGAGUAUGUUCCAACUUAUGAAGACAAGGAUGGAGAUUGGAUGCUUGUAGGAGAUGUUCCAUGGGAAAUGUUCGUCGAUUCAUGCAAACGAUUAAGGAUAAUGAAGGGGUCUGAAGCAAUAGGACUUGCACCAAGAGCUGUGGAGAAGUGCAAGAACAGGAGCUGAAGAGAGGAGUACGUACGUAGUUUUGUUGUUGAAGGAGAGAAAUGGAAUCCAUUGCAUGCAUGAAUUAAUCUGUGAUCAAAGGAAAUCAGACCGGCUCAAGAGGGAUUGAGCAGGGAGUUUGGAGAUGUCUUUGUACCAUGGUUUUUGUUCUCCUUUUUUUAAUUUUUUUUUCUCCUAUGACAUAUAUGAGGAACAUGUUCGGAGAUUUGUUAGGAAUCAUCAAUAUAUGAUAUGUUUAUAUAUCUUCCUUUUAAUAUUGUUAAUUAAAUGGUUUCUAUAUAUUUAAUCAAAAGCUAUGGUGAGCUUUUUUUUUUU